Molecule: messenger RNA, 872 nt
Organism: Trametes versicolor FP-101664 SS1
Lineage: Eukaryota; Fungi; Basidiomycota; Agaricomycetes; Polyporales; Polyporaceae
Exons: 4
Coding region: 1-660 (219 amino acids)
Biological process (GO): DNA-templated DNA replication; DNA synthesis involved in DNA repair
Cellular component (GO): delta DNA polymerase complex
Molecular function (GO): DNA-directed DNA polymerase activity
Source: RefSeq, a predicted model, not a curated record
AUGUCUACCCGAAAGAACUCCAAACAAACUCCCGCGACGAAGCAAGCAAAGCUCUCGUUCGCAUCCAAGCGGAACUCCUCCACCGCUAGCGCUGCUGCAGGAAAGCAACAGAAGGCGGACACGGUCCGCAAGCCUUCACUUGCUCGGGCCGCAGGCUCUCGCUCGGUUUCUACCACCAUCCCUACCGAACCCAUCUCAAUCUCCAUAUCGGACAGCGACAGCGAUGUGUCGUUCAACGACGACUACGUUGUUCCGGAGACGAAGAAGCGCCGCGUGAACCCGCCGCGCGGGCCGGCUGCUAAGAAGGCGCGCAAGGCGCAAGAGGAGGAUGUGGUCGAAGAGGCUGAGCCCGAGAAAGCGAAGACAAAGCUGGACCUUGAGGACAAGCGGUGGAGGAAGCAGUAUGGCGUCGUACGCGAGAAGAUGGGUCAUCUCGAGCCUGUGCACGCGCAGGGACAAACCAUGGUGCACCACAUCCUUCGGGUGUUUGACCUGUCAUACGAAUACGGACCCUGCAUAGGAGUGUCAAGACUCGAUCGUUGGGAGCGCGCUCAUGCUCUGGGACUCAAUCCGCCUUCGGAGGUUAAGGACAUCCUCCUGACCAAGGAAGGCAGCACAGACGAGCAGUUCACCCAGUCUGUGUUUCACAACCAGGUCUGAGGCUAUCAAGCCUCUUGUCAGCCGCCCUAUACCGCUCCCUCUCCGCUCCCCGUUUUACCUCCGUGCUUGUGAUCGUCGUGAUUCUCGUUGCUUUCUGCUGUGUUGUGAUGUUGAGAUAACGAGGACAAUGUAGGAAUGUGCUUGUAGUGCGUAGCAUCAUGUAUCCGUAGAACGUUAGUCGUACUGUACAAAUGUCUAGUUGCUUUGAAGGU